Messenger RNA from Candoia aspera, 1555 nucleotides. RefSeq names its product protein SSUH2 homolog. Lineage: Eukaryota; Metazoa; Chordata; Lepidosauria; Squamata; Candoiidae. The transcript has 11 exons. The record is from RefSeq and is a predicted model, not a curated record. The coding region runs from base 59 to 1081 and encodes 340 amino acids.
AGAGACAUCUAGUCAUUCACCUCUUUUUGAAGGAGCUUCUGCACCUCCUUAUGAACUGAUGAACAACAGAUCUAUAGGUGGAAAGCAAGGUUCAGGAGAUAAUGGAAACAAAUCUUUGUCUGGUUUACUUGAUCAGAACCCCCCUCAACAUCUGAGUUAUUGGAACACACUCUCCACCUCUGAACAAGAGAUUAAAGAUGCAUUUCUCCAGUAUGCAGCCACCAAGUGUUGCUAUAGGACUGCCCCUGCAAAGCGUAUGAAAGUCCAGAAGCUGACUCCUCUCAACACAUACAGAUAUCGGUUAGAGACUUUCACUGAACGUAGAGAGACACACUUGGCUAGCGAAGACUAUCAUGGUGGAUUUGUGGACUCAGCUGCUGUUGGACCCCCACCCGCCCCAUGGGAACUCACCGUGGAUCCACCUCCCCUGUUUACAGACUGUGAAACGCAUAUCCCGGUACCCCACUCCUAUUCGCUGGAGAAUUGUCGAAACUGCAAUGGGCGUGGUGCAAUUAUGUGCCAAUCUUGUAAAGGAAAGGGCAAGAAAAAGUGUUCAGCUUGUAAUGGGAGUCGGUUCAAUUCAGCAGAAGGCAAUGCCUGCUCAUGGUGUUUGGGUACAGGAGACCAUCGUUGCUUCAGUUGCUGUAGCAAUGGGUGGCUCAUGUGUUACCGCUGCAAUGGGAAAGGCAUGUUGUUGUAUCAUACUGAACUUUCAAUCACAUGGAAGAACAAUAUUUUAGAACACACAGCAGACAAGGAUUCUGACUUUCCACUUUACCAUUUGCAGGAAGUAACUGGAAGAAAAAUACUUAGUGAUGAGAAUAAAUUGGUACUUCCCAUAAUGGAUUUCCCAGAAUCAUCCAUUGAAGACUAUUCAAGGAUAUGCAUUGCUCAACACAAAAUGAUGUUUGCUUCAGGUGAACAUCGAAUCUUGAAACAGAGGCAAACAGUCGAGCUGGUGCCACUCACAAAAGCUGAAUAUGCAUGGAAAGGCAAACCCUACUCCUUCUAUGUCUUUGGCAAUGAGAAUGAAGUGUAUAGCAAAGACUACCCCGCAAAGUGCUGCUGCUCUGUCUUGUGAGAAAGAACCGUUUCAAUGACAGUCCCCUGUCAAACUACCCCGCUAUUCUCUGCUUUCAGUUCUCCACAGCAUCUUUCAGGAUUCCUUCUGUGCAAUGACUAUGCAAAAAUAACAUUAUUGUUUGCUCCACCCAGAGGAAUUUGUGGCUGAAAUUGUUUGUGAGUCUUAUUUAUGCAUUUGGAAAAUGAAGGAAACUACUAGUUCUAAUGCACCUUGAAACAGGAUGUUAGUACAUUUCACUAUCUAAAUAUUUAGUUUCCUUUCAUGAGCCCCAUUUGGUCAUUUUCUACCCGGACCGUGAACAGUCUGGAGAAGCCCUGCCUCCUGCUGAUGCUGCUCAUCAGCACUGGGUGUGGGAGGCAAGCUUUCCCACAAACAGCUAUACAGGCAGGCUUCUACACCAGUCAGCAUGAUAGGUCCUGGAUCCCGUAGAAAUCAAUGUACAUACAGUCAUAUGUACUCUACGUCUUCUUU